This is a messenger RNA of Ricinus communis (castor bean), 1607 nucleotides long. RefSeq names its product UPF0481 protein At3g47200. Lineage: Eukaryota; Viridiplantae; Streptophyta; Magnoliopsida; Malpighiales; Euphorbiaceae. The record is from RefSeq and is a predicted model, not a curated record. Bases 288 to 1607 code for a protein of 439 amino acids. The transcript has a single exon.
CCCAGUUAGUUAUUAGAAAUUGAAGACUUGGCAAAGUCUGUCCUCAGAAUACCUUCAAAUCUUCCUUGCCAUACCUCAGGUUUUUUUGUUUUUUCGUUUUUGAGUAUAGUACUACCCUUUCAUUUAUAUUUUGGUUCUGAUGGUUCCACUAUUAGUUCUCUGAUUGGUUUGAUCAAAGAAUCAUUAGCCACACUGUAUGUUUGAUCUGUUUCAGUUCCAUGUAAGCCACAAAGUAAUGAAAUAAGAGUUUGUUAAUUUACUUAUAUGCUUCAGAUUGGCUUGGCAGCAUGAAUAUGGUACAGGAGGGGGAGGAGAGAUCAAGGGAACUAGAGACGAGAAGCUAUGAAGUUUCAAUUGAUAUUAACGAGUUAGUGGAAUCUAUAAAAAGGGAGAUUGAAAUCUUGGAUCCUUUAUCUGAUGAGUGCUGUAUUUAUAGAGUUCCCCAACAACUUCGUGAAAUAAAUGAAAAAGCUUACACACCUCGAGUAGUCUCCAUCGGCCCCUAUCACCAUGGCAAGAACGAGCUGAAAGCAAUGGAAGAAUAUAAAAGGAGGUAUUUGGUUGAUUUUCUUGAACGGAGUGAGAUAAUGUUCGAUAUCUUUAUUACAGGCAUUCAAGAAAUGGAGAAAAGAUUGCGUAAUAGCUAUGCGGAGACGAUUCGGCAUAGUAGAAAGGACUUCGUGAAAAUGAUGGCAGUAGAUGGUGCUUUCCUUAUCGAGUACUUGCUGAAAUGGUAUUUGAGAGAUUGGUCGAGUAGUGAUCGCAUAUUCAAUAAGCAGCAGUUGGGACAUAUGUUGUGCUUUGACCUAAUAAUGCUUGAGAACCAGCUUCCGUUCUUCUUUCUAGAGCACUUGUUUAAGCUUACAAAUGCAUCUAAGUUUGUGGAAGGACUUUCCAUUGUCAAGCUGGUCAACAUCUUUUUAAUAAACAUGACAGAACAGAACUGGUUGAGCAGCCAUUACCUUGUGCACGGAAACAUUGCAGUACAACAUCUUGUUGACUUUGUAGCAAUUUGUUUUCUACAGCCAUCAAAACCUAAUGCAAAAAGGAAAUGCAGGAGUUUAACUACACCAACAAUUUCGAAGCUCCAUCGAGCAGGGGCAAAAUUUAAAUCGAGUACAAGCAGAUGCUUGCUUGAUAUAAAGUUCGACAAGAAAAGGGGGGUCCUGGAAAUUCCACAAUUUAAAGUGACCGACUACACUGAAAUUUUCUCAAGAAACAUCCAGGCUUUUGAGCAGUGCCAUAACCGUGUCAAUUAUGCCAAUGACUAUUUUUCCAUCAUGGAUCUCCUUGUCGAUGUUCCAGAGGAUGUUGAUCUCCUUGUUCAAAGUGGAAUUAUAGAAAAUUGGCUAGAGGAUAACCAAGCUGGCGCAACCUUUUUUAACAGCAUGGGCAAACAUAAUCUUAUAUACGAUGAUUUCUACUUUUCUGGUUUGGUUGGCGAUCUUAAUGCAUACUGCAGAACUCCUUGGCACAACUGGAAGGCAAGCUUGAAGCAAAAGUAUUUCAAUAAUCCAUGGACUAUGAUCUCUGUUGCUGCAGCUGGUUUUCUCCUUCUACUCACUAUCAUACAAAUCGUAUGUUCUAUCCUUCAGGUUGUUUGGUGA